This is a messenger RNA of Aspergillus lentulus, 996 nucleotides long. NCBI's taxonomy places the organism in Eukaryota, Fungi, Ascomycota, Eurotiomycetes, Eurotiales, Aspergillaceae. The record is from RefSeq and is a predicted model, not a curated record.
AUGGAAGAAGCGCAAGUAUUCAUGAAAGACGGAAAAGUAGACGUCCGUCUGCACCGUGUCCCUAUCCCUAAGCCAGGACCCGGUCAAGUCCUCAUCAAAGUUGUCGCCAGUGGAACAAACCCCAAGGACUGGAAGUUCCCAGCAUGGAUGCCACAAUUCAGCGGCACCAACACCGGCGAUGACAUUGCCGGGUAUAUUCACGAGGUUGGUGAAGGUGUCGUGGGCUUCAAAGUCGGCGACCGCGUCGCGUCCUACCAUGACUACAAGACACCGCAUGGCAGCUAUGCCGAAUAUGCCAUCGGGGAAGCCUAUGCUACAUUCCACAUUCCGGAGAAAAUCUCCUUUGAACAAGCGGCUACAAUCCCGCUUGCGGCCAUGACGGCGUCGUUGGCUCUGUUUUCUCGUCUGGGGUUGCCUGAGCCGUGGUUCAAGGAGAAGACCUGGGCUCAGAAGCCGGAGGGGGAGUGCUGGUCUACGGGGCUGCGAAAAGCGGACAUUCACCCUAUCAUUUGUGUUGCGGGCCGCGGAAAGGAAUUUGUGCGCAGUCAUCUCAGCGAGGAAAAGGGGGAUGUGGUCAUUGAUUAUCGGGAAGGAGAAUCGGCUGUGCUCGCUGCGAUUAAGGAAGCCGUACCCAAGGGGAAGAAAGUGCGUUAUGUUCUGGAUGCUGUCAGUGAGAAGGCGAGUUUCGCUGUUGUCUGCCAAGUGCUGGAUUCCGCGGGUGGUGCCAUGUCUGUUGUCAGUCCCGUGGGACCCGAGGAGUGUCCGGAUGGUAUCCGUGUAGAACUCACCGACGUCGGCAGGGCUCACAGGGAUGACAAGGAGUUUGCAUAUACCUGGUCAAGAUUCUUCACUCUCGGUCUCAGCGAAGGAUGGUUCACGCCUCAUCCUCAUGAAGUUAUCCCGGGUGGCCUCAGCGGAGUCCAGGUGGCGUUGACCAACCUGAUGGAAGGGAAGGCUAGUGCAGUCAAAUAUGUUGUCAAGGUUAAGGACGUCUAG